Messenger RNA from Letharia columbiana, 300 nucleotides. RefSeq lists its product as uncharacterized. The transcript has 2 exons. The coding region runs from base 1 to 300 and encodes 99 amino acids. The record is from RefSeq and is a predicted model, not a curated record. NCBI's taxonomy places the organism in Eukaryota, Fungi, Ascomycota, Lecanoromycetes, Lecanorales, Parmeliaceae.
AUGUCUUCAAAUUACACCCACCACCUACACGGCUGCCAGGACUCAUCCUCUGCUGCCGUCCUGGAACUUGUCGAACUAAUAUCGUCAGUCGCGGAAACUGUGAGUGAGCUUCCAGCAAACAGUUCAACAACUGAUAGCGCGAGCCACUGCGCCGACUCAGCUGUGCGAAUGUUGAGUGACCUGCUGGUCUAUGCUGUGGUAGAUGACAGCUGUAUACGCUCACCAGAUAUACAAGUGCAUCUCGGGUUCCUGUAUGAAACUGCCCGGAGGGUGUUACAGAGAAUCGAUCAAAGAUUCUGA